Messenger RNA from Amoebophrya sp. A25, 985 nucleotides. Lineage: Eukaryota; Dinophyceae; Syndiniales; Amoebophryaceae. The record is from the annotation of a GenBank genome assembly.
AGUAGGUGUGCCCGUUGAGCUGCUUCUAACAGGAGACAAAGACCUAGAUUGUGUUUAUGAAACUUUUAUAAAACGGACGUACAACCUCGAACUCGUUGAGCACCCGGAAACUUCGUCGAGCUCAAGCAGGAAGCACAAAAAUCCUCGAACUACAUCUGCAUCUGGUCGUGGACAAAAAGGCUCUCGCUGCCGGACGAUUAUUUGCGGCUAUAGAAACACUCCAGAAGUACCAGUAUCGACAGCAAGAGACUUGCAACAGCUGCUGACGUGUGUGCAGGCGAACAGGAGAAGAAUGAGGAGGAGUCAAGAUGAAGAAGCCACAGCAGGUGGAGAUCAUUCUAAUGCAGUAGCUUCGGAUGAAGAGGAAGAUUCUGUAGCUUCGGAUGAAGAAGAAGGAUCUUAUGUGGGAGCAGUAGCUUCGGAUGAAGAAGAAGAAGAAUUAAGGGUAGGUUAAAGGUGCUUUUCUUACCGCUUUUUAUGCCUCUCCUAAGGGAGAAAGGCAUAACAAGCGGGGUAAGCGAGCACCAAAAACCUACCUCUAAAAGAAGAAGGCGAGAGCAAGACCAUAAUGUCCUCACCUGCAGAGAUCCAAGCGGGUGAUCAAGAGAUCGAUGACGAAAUCUCUUCGGAUGUGUCAAAAUGCGACUUGGAUGCACUGACUCUUGCGAUUGUGCGGGAUGGGCAACUUGAAGCAUCUGACUCUGAACCUGGAAGUGCUUUUGAAGAAGGUUUUGAAUAAGCUUAUACUGGAUGAAGUGACCACUUCGACUAAUAUUUUAUUGUUCGGGUAUCUUCGAGAUCUUUACCAUGAUGCUUUACGUUCUUUACUCGAGGUGAUUGCUUGACAUUCAUCAGGCAUGGUGGGAUAAUUUUCUACCUGUGUCAUUGGUUCACUGUUGUAUUACGUUUAGUAUUUCACUCCGAUGCUCCUCCAUUUCCAUCCUCUUUUAUCAAGUGAUUUUUUUAGUUUUUCUUUGAGAUCAGG